Molecule: messenger RNA, 795 nt
Organism: Pezoporus flaviventris
Lineage: Eukaryota; Metazoa; Chordata; Aves; Psittaciformes; Psittacidae
Product: olfactory receptor-like protein OLF1
Exons: 2
Biological process (GO): sensory perception of smell; G protein-coupled receptor signaling pathway
Cellular component (GO): membrane
Molecular function (GO): G protein-coupled receptor activity; olfactory receptor activity; odorant binding
Source: RefSeq, a predicted model, not a curated record
AUGACGGAUACAGGAAACCUCACUGUUCUAUCUGGCUUCGUCCUCUUGGGUUUUUCUGAUGCCCCAGCGCUACAAACCACCAUAUUCACAGUCUUCUUGUCCCUGUAUGUUUUAAUAGUUCUGGGGAACCUGACGAUGAUCCUGCUGAUCAACACUGACCCCCACCUCCACAUCCCCAUGUACUUCUUCCUGAGCCACUUAUCUUGCAUGGAUGUUUGCCUUUCCUCUGCUAUCAUCCCAAAAGCUCUGGAGACCUUCCUGCUGGGGAGAAGCCACAUCUCCUUUUGGGGUUGCUUUGCUCAGAUGUAUAUUUUCCUGGCUCUGGCUAUCUGUGAGACCUUCCUGCUUGGGGUAAUGGCUUACGACCGAUACACGGCUGUGUGCAAGCCCCUGCUCUACACCACUACCAUGACCAGGGCGCGUUGCUAUGGCAUGAUGGUGCUGGUGUACAGCAUCGGGUUCCUCACCUCCCUGGUGCACAUCACGCUGGCAGGGAGGUUGUCCUUCUGUCAGGCCAGGAGCAUCAACCACUUCUUCUGUGAGCUGCCCACCCUCCUGCAGCUCUCCUGCUCAGACACAAGCACAAAUGAGGUCUUGCUUUUUUACAACACUGUGUUUAACGUCAUGGUCUCUCUCCUGAUGAUGCUGGUGUCCUACACCUACAUCCUCCACACCCAUCAUGAGGCAUCCUCAUGGGAUCAGGCAAAGCUGGUGUCGGUGUGUUACUGCAUCCUCACCCCAACCCUCAACCCCUUCAUCUACAGCUUGAGGAACAAGGAGGUGAAGGGGGCUCUG